AUGUUUGAGAAAAAUAACGUAGAGAGAGAAUCAGUGAACCAACGACGACAGGUAGAAGAAGUUACAUUUUUUGGUAUAGAUUCAGGUUUGCAUGACGCUAUUACGAGUGGUGAUGCUAUAGCUGAGGAGAUAGGGAAACAGACAUUAUUACCUUCUUCGCAUAAUGGGAGUCCCAGGUACAGGAUACAGAAUUAUCAAGAUGCAGUGGCUAUAUGCCGAUGGGCUGGUUAUCCUGAUCUCUUUAUUACUUUUACAUGCAACCCAAAGUGGCCAGAAAUACAACACAUGUUAGGUACCAUUCAUCAAUCCGAUCCUUCUAUGAGACCAGACAUAGUUGAUCAAGUCUUUCAUAUAAAACUCAAUGAACUGAUGAAUGAUAUCAAGAAGAAUAAACAUUUCGGCCGUACAAUUGCAAUUUUAUACACAAUAGAGUUCCAGAAACGAGGGUUGCCGCAUGCUUAUAUUUCGGUAUUUUUACACCUUGAUGAUAAGAGCCCCACUGCUACACAAAUUGACAGGAUUAUAUCAGCAGAAAUUUCGAAUAAAGAAUGUGACUAUAAAGGAUAUAUGGCAGUUCAAAACUAUAUGAUUCACGGUCCUUGUGGAGUUGUAAACAACAAAUCACCAUGCAUGGUCGACAAUAGGAUCACGAAACAUUUUCCUAAAAAAUUUAAUAAUGAAACAACCAUUGAUGGGGAUGGAUUUCCUAUAUACUGGAGAAGGAAGACAAAGGCAUUUGUCAUCAAAAAGGAAGUUCCUCUAGACAACUGGUAUGUGGUUCCGUAUAAUAGGGAUUUGUUGGUAAAAUAUCAAGCUCAUUUGAAUGUUGAAUUAUGCAAUCAUUCGAGGUCUAUAAAAUAUUUCUUCAAGUAUGUUACCAAACAACCAGACAGAGCAAUUGAUGUAUUACAUCUUGGCCCAAAUGAGAUUGAUGGUCGAAAGCUGACGAAUUCUAGUAAUGUUGAUGAAGUUAAACAAUACGUAGAUUGUCGUUACAUCUCUGCUACUGAGGCGUGUUGGAGGAUCUUCCAAUUCAAUAUUAACUAUAGAGAACCAGGAGUUGAGAGACUAAGUUUUCACUUGCCCAAUCAGCAGAGUAUUAUCUUCCAAGACGAUUAUGUAUUAGAAGAUGUCUGGCACAAAGCAGAACUUCAAUGGAAGAAAAGGAGAGCAGGCAAGUGCAUUGGUCGUAUUUACUACGCACACCCAACAAGUGGAGAACGAUAUUACUUAAGAAUGUUGUUAAAUGUUGUGAAAGGACCAACAUCAUUUGAGGAUAUAAGAACUGUUAAUGGUGUGGUGUUUGAUACUUUCAAAGAGGCUUGCUAUGCAUUGGGGUUACUUGAAGAUGACAAAGAAUGGUCAGAAUGCUUAGAAGAAGUUGCGAUAUGGGCUACUGGAGAACAAUUGCGCCAAUUUUUUGCAACUUUGCUGUUGUUUUGUGAGGUGUCAGAUCCACUUGCAUUGUGGAAUAAGCAUUUAGAACUUCUAACUGAUGGGAUUUUAUACAACAAACGAGAAGCAUUGAAUUUUCUAGAACAACAACUUAGUGAGAUGCAAAUUCAUAAUUAUGCUCUACAUGAGGUGGAUCAAAAUUUGAGGAAAAAUGGGAAGUCUCUAUGCGACUUUGAUGGCAUGCCAAUUCCUGAAUGA
Molecule: messenger RNA, 1653 nt
Organism: Tripterygium wilfordii
Lineage: Eukaryota; Viridiplantae; Streptophyta; Magnoliopsida; Celastrales; Celastraceae
Exons: 4
Coding region: 1-1653 (550 amino acids)
Source: RefSeq, a predicted model, not a curated record